Molecule: messenger RNA, 1533 nt
Organism: Arctia plantaginis
Lineage: Eukaryota; Metazoa; Arthropoda; Insecta; Lepidoptera; Erebidae
Source: the annotation of a GenBank genome assembly
AUGGCAAACUUUCAAAACCACAACAAUUUGAAGGUCCUGGUAUCCACCCCUACUGUAACAGGACCAACACCUACUAGGGUGUUAACGACUUGCCUUGAGCAGUAUGGGGUUUCGGAGUCGGCACCCGAAACGAACCGCCGCAUGGAGGUGCUGCGCCUGUUGCAGCAACUUUUUAGGCGGUGGAUCCUCCAAUUAUCCAUCCUGCAAAAUAUGCCACGCAGCGCAGCGGAAAAAGUGGGUGGAAAAGUAUACGCGUUCGGGUCACUUCAACUUCGGGUGCAUGACAAGAACGCGGACGUGGACGCCCUGUGCGUGGCCCCGCGACACGUGAGCAGGGAGGCGUUCUUCACGUCUUUUCUGAGAGUCUUGUCGAGACAACCUCAGGUCAAAGACUUGCAAGCAGUACAAAGUGCCUUUGUACCGCUGAUCAAGCUCAAGAUCGACGGGGUUGAAGUCGACCUUCUCUUUGCCAGAUUGGCAUUGAGGGAAGUGCCAGAAAAUCUUGAGCUACGCGACAACCUGUUGCUAAAGAACUUGGACGCGAGAUGCGUCCGAUCCUUAAAUGGCUGUCGCGUAGGUGACGAAUUGCUGCGGCUUGUGCCCAAUGUUGGGACGUUCAGGACGACACUCCGGGCGAUCAAGCUGUGGGCUAAACGGCGCGGGGUCUACAGCAACAUCCUGGGGUACCUGGGCGGUGUGUCGUGGGCGAUCCUGGUGGCCCGCACGUGCCAACUGAAUCCUAACGCGUCGCCAGAAACAUUGGUGCACGAGUUCUUCGUAUUAUUCAGCCAGUGGAGGUGGCCAGAGCCAGUGCUGCUGAAACAGGCUGAAUCAGAAGACCUAGGGUUACCUGUGUGGGAUCCUAAAAGGAACAGGUUGGAUGGACACCACCUGAUGCCGAUCCUCACCCCGGCGUACCCACAGGCAAACUCAGCGUUUAAUGUCAGCGCAACCACAUUGAAAAUUAUAACGGAGCAACUUACAAUUGGACUAACAGUUACAGAGGCAACAAGGGCGGGAAAAUGUGGUUGGGAGCGACUGUUUGAAGCUCCCAACUUUUUCUCGCAAUACACGCACUUCCUCGUUUUGAUCGCCUCCUCUGCAACAGCCGAUGACCAGCUCCAGUGGUGCGGGCUUGUCGAGAGCAAGAUACGACAUCUUAUUAUGGCCCUAGAAAAGAAGCCUUACAUAACAAUAGCGCAUGUGAAUCCAAAACGCUACAGCUCCGUGCCGCUGAACACAAUCAAUGGGCAGCCCCUCGCCUCGCUACCUGGCUCUCCAACGCCAGCAGAUCCUAUGGCAGGCAUUAGAAGAGAUAGAAACGCGCGGCACGUUCGACGCGAGGAGCUGCACCAGUACUUGCCUGGCUCGCUGCUGGAGCGGGAGCGCUCGGCUGCAGGGGUGCGCCGCAGAGCGCUGGACCCCGCGCCCGCGCCCCCACCAUAUAAGAAGCCCAAGCGCCUCUCCCACAGCAGCUCUGACGCAACGAGCGUGUCCUACAGCGAGGACUCCAACUCUUCGAGCAUAACUUGA